This is a messenger RNA of Sorghum bicolor (sorghum), 1385 nucleotides long. Its product is annotated as cinnamoyl-CoA reductase 1. The record is from RefSeq and is a predicted model, not a curated record. NCBI's taxonomy places the organism in Eukaryota, Viridiplantae, Streptophyta, Magnoliopsida, Poales, Poaceae. Bases 189 to 1196 code for a protein of 335 amino acids. The transcript is spliced from 6 exons. Gene Ontology annotation, molecular function: oxidoreductase activity, acting on the CH-OH group of donors, NAD or NADP as acceptor.
UGUGUGGCAGCUAUUGAUUGUGAACGGGGCGCUGCUUGUCGAGCGAGGCACCGGAGGCCGGACCGCCGGACGCUGCUCCGUCUCUUUCCGCGUGCCGACUCGUGCCUUUGGUUCGCUAGCGUAGCGACACCGGUGAUUCCGUGCGCCGGCAGGCGGGCAGGCCAGGCCACCAACGCCGGCGCAACGAAAUGGCGGCAGCCGGGGACGCCGGCGGCCUCCUCGUCUGCGUGACGGGCGCCAGCGGCUUCAUUGGCUCCUGGCUCGUCCGCUGCCUCCUUGACCGCGGCUACACCGUCCACGCCACCGUCAAGAACCUCCUUGCCCGGCCGGCUGAAUCUUUCGCUGCAGAAGAUGAGGGCGAGACGAAGCACUUGCAGGCCAUGGGCGGCGCCGACGCGCGUCUCCGGCUGUUCCAGAUGGACCUCGUCGACCCUGCUUCCGUUCAGCCAGCGAUCGAAGGCGCCCACGGCGUCUUCCACCUGGCGUCGCCUAUGAUACUGCAGGCAGAAGAUCCGGAGAAGGAGCUGCUGGAACCUGCGGUGAAGGGCACGCUCAACGUGCUGCGAGCAGCGAAAGAUUGUGGAGUCGGCCGCGUUGUGCUCAUGUCGUCACAGGCGGCCAUGGUGCCCAAUCCCAACUGGCCUCCGGGUAAGGUCAUAGAUGAUGACUGUUGGGCAGACGUUGAGCUGCUCAAGAAGCUUCAGCUCUGGUACAGCGUUUCUAAAACACUGGCAGAGAAGGCUGCAUGGGAUUUUGCCGAAAAGGAGGAGUUGCAGAUAGCUGUGCUCAAUCCAGGGAUGGUAUUGGGCCCAAUGUUAACACCAUCAGUGAACGCCAGCCUGCGUCUCUUGCUGCAAAUUCUGGGAGGCGAGAGGAUUGACUUGGACGACAUCUACAUGGGUUGUGUUGAUGUGAGAGACGUCGCGCACUCUCUGAUAAUGUUGUACGAGAACCCAUCAGCACAAGGACGCCACUUAUGCAUGGAAUCCGCUGAACGCCUGGUUGAUUUGGCCAAUAAGAUUGCUGAUCUUUACCCUGAACACCCAGUUCAGAGAAUCCGGGAGGACAAGCAAGGGUGGGUGGUGAGAGCAAAGGACCCUUCCAAGAAAUUGAUCAAAUUGGGUGUUCGUUUCACUCCACUGGACAAAACCAUCAGGGACACCGUGGAUUGUUUUAGGAGCAAAGGACUCAUCUAGCUUGUGAGUGUGCUUCAAGAAAAACUUUUGUAAACUAUGUGGUCAAAUAAAUCACCCGAAAUGUGGCAAAGUAAUAUCUGCCUUUAAAGGCAUAUAGAAUAUGCCAGGUGGAUAUCAUCAUUAGAUGUACAUGUUGCCUAAAUGCAUAUGCUCUUUCUAAUUCCAUAAUUCUUGAGCUUUUGGUGGAUA